GGCCGGCACGCCAGCCGGGAUGAGCUCACUGCCUCGGCCUACCAGGCCGUCGCCCUGGACCAGAAGUACAACGACGCGGCCGUGCAGGUGCGGGUGCCCAUGGGCAAGGAGCCCGCGCACCUCAUGGCCAUCUUCAAGGGGAAGAUGGUGGUGUACGCGGUGAGUGCCCGGCCGGGGGGGGAUGUCUCUACCCCCGUCGCCCCGUCUGCCACUCCCCCAGUGCCAGCCCAGAGCCCCGGGGAUGAGCUCACUGCCUCGGCCUACCAGGCCGUCGCCCUGGACCAGAAGUACAACGACGCGGCCGUGCAGGUGCGGGUGCCCAUGGGCAAGGAGCCCGCGCACCUCAUGGCCAUCUUCAAGGGGAAGAUGGUGGUGUACGCGGGCUGCAGCGGGGACGAGCGGGAGAUGGCCAAGAGCGUGGCCGACCUCAUCUCCAAAACGGAAAAGCUGGUGAUCGCCGAGGGCCAGGAGCCGGCCCAGUUCUGGCUGGCACUGGGUGGGAAAUCCCAGUACGCCAGCAGCAAGCGGCUGCAGGAGGAGACCUUGUCAAUUACGCCCCGCCUCUUCGAAUGCUCCAAUCAGACGGGCACCUUUGUUGCCACGGAGAUCACCAAUUUUAACCAGGACGAUCUGGAGGACGACGAUGUCUUCCUGCUGGACACCUGGGACCAGGUGUUCUUCUGGAUCAUGGAGCAGGCCAACGCGACGGAGAAGAAGGAGGCGGCGGAGAUGGCGCAGGAGUACCUGAGAACUCACCCCAGCGGGCGCGACCCCGACACCCCCAUCAUCGUGGUGAAACAAGGCUACGAGGCCCCCACGGUGACCGGCUGGGACCCCCUGAAGUGGAGCGACAGGAAAUCCUACGAGGAGCUGAAAGCCGAGCUGGGAGACGACAGCAAGUUCAACCAGCUAGCGACUGAAUUCACAAGCCAGGAAGUGUUCACUGCCAAGACCAGCCUGAGCCAGGUGAGCUUCCAGACCUACCCCCCGGAGGCGCUGCUGAACAAGACCCUGGAGGAGCUGCCUGCGGGAGUGGACCCCAGCAGGAAGGAGGAGUACCUGUCCAGUCAGGAUUUCAGCGGCGUCUUUGGCAUGACCCAGACCGCCUUUGCGGCACUGCCCCCGUGGAAGCAGCAGGCGCUCAAGAAGGAAAAGGGGCUCUUCUGAGGGGGAGCCGCAGCGACCCGGGAUGUAGGCGGUGGAGUAUUUUUAUUGAAGUAAAAUUAAAGCUAAUUCUGAGACCAGGGCUGCGUACCUGCCCCUGCACCCCUGCAACGAGGCAGCCAAAACCGUUGCUCCCACUGGAGCCUUUCUGAGCAGGGAGGUACCUAUUUUGGCCAAGCUCCCAGCUGUGUCCGGUUGGUUUGACAGCUGCAAUUUGCGCGUGGGAUUUUGCCUUAAGCCAAGUAGCCUGGCAGCACAAAGGCCUGGAGACUGUUCACCAGGCUCCAAGGAGCUCAGCUUCUUCAACCUCGGGCUUCUUUUGACUAUUCUCCAACCUCCGGCCGGGACAGCAAAUCAAGGCAAGCACAGGAGCAGAGCUAGGAGUCAGAAUCCCAGUAACCCAGACCUGCUGCACAGCACUGGUGGGGGUAAGGGGGGGUCAUGGCAUGUCACGGUCUUAGUUUUCCCCGCUGUAAAGUAGGGCUGCUGGAUUGGAGGUGGCUAAGUGGCAUUGGCGCGAUCUUCCAUCUGCGGAGAGGUCAGAUCUUCGCAAAGCUGUUUACGUUUUCACUUGUAUUCAACCGCCUGCUGCAGCCUCCGUUCAGGUUUCGUGAAAAGACUUAUGCAAAUAUUUGUGGUGCUGGAAGUAAAGGUUUCAGCCACAGCAGGGACUGACAUUUAAAAACCCACACGCCAACAGUACUGAAGCACAGCGUGCCCUUCAGUGACCAUGGCC
This is a messenger RNA of Pelodiscus sinensis (Chinese soft-shelled turtle), 1900 nucleotides long. The record is from RefSeq and is a predicted model, not a curated record. NCBI's taxonomy places the organism in Eukaryota, Metazoa, Chordata, Testudines, Trionychidae.